This is a messenger RNA of Aspergillus steynii IBT 23096, 2042 nucleotides long. RefSeq names its product ssDNA-dependent ATPase MGS1. NCBI's taxonomy places the organism in Eukaryota, Fungi, Ascomycota, Eurotiomycetes, Eurotiales, Aspergillaceae. The transcript has a single exon. The record is from RefSeq and is a predicted model, not a curated record. Gene Ontology annotation, cellular component: nucleus. Gene Ontology annotation, biological process: DNA repair; regulation of DNA repair; DNA-templated DNA replication. Gene Ontology annotation, molecular function: DNA binding; single-stranded DNA helicase activity; ATP hydrolysis activity. The coding region runs from base 55 to 1680 and encodes 541 amino acids.
CUCGACUCCUACCGAGUUGCUGUCCGUCAAUUCUCAUAUCGCCAGCUGAUCGCAAUGGUCUCGUGUCCGAUCUGCAGUAAUUCCGUUCCGUCCGUGAAAAUCAACGAUCAUAUUGAUUCCAACUGUCAAAGCUACAUCGAGGAACCUACCUCUAGUGCAGGAGAUUCGUCCUCCCAGAAAGCUCAGGUCCCAAGCAUUUUUCAGCCAGCGUCGGCGCGUAAAACCCCUGCGCAGCCCAACUCACAGAAAGAUAUACGCUCCGAUUCCUCGCCCCUGCAAAAUGUCACCCGCAAGCGGUCGAUGCCGCCUCCUUCGGGUCGCCUGCCGGAGACGAACGCCGAACCGAGCUCGGAUCCCCCUCAAACAGAGCAUCAGUCAAAGAAACCAAAGAUAAAUGCAUUCAGAAAGGUGGCUCCUUUGGCGGAACGGAUGCGUCCUCGCACCCUCGAUGAGGUCUGCGGUCAGGACUUGGUCGGCAAGCAUGGCGUGCUUCGUGGAUUGAUCGAACAAGACCGGGUUCCUAGCAUGAUUCUAUGGGGUGGCCCGGGGACCGGUAAAACAACCAUUGCAAGGGUCGUCGCAUCGAUGGUGGGCAGCCGGUUUGUGGAAAUAAACAGCACCAGUUCCGGGGUGGCGGAGUGUAAGAAGAUCUUCUCUGAAGCGAAAAGCGAACUGGGUCUUACCGGAAGGAAGACAAUCAUUUUCUGCGACGAAAUCCAUCGCUUCUCCAAAUCGCAACAGGAUGUCUUCUUGGGACCCGUAGAAAGCGGGCAGGUUACUCUCAUCGGGGCCACGACGGAGAACCCCUCCUUCAAGGUUCAGAGUGCCUUGCUCUCUCGGUGUCGGACUUUUACGCUGUCCAAGCUCACCGAUGAAGACGUUACACAGAUCCUUUACCAUGCUCUGGAGGUUGAGGGUCCAAGCUAUUCACCGUCUGCCUUGGUCGAUGAUACCCUAAUAAAGUACCUGGCCAAAUUUUCCGACGGCGACGCUCGAACCUCCCUCAAUCUCCUCGAACUAGCAAUGGAUCUUUCGAAGCGACCUGGAAUCUCCAGCGAAGAGUUGAAGCGGUCCUUGACCAAAACUCUGGUGUAUGAUCGAGCUGGAGACCAGCACUACGACACGAUCUCGGCCUUUCACAAAUCCAUCCGGGGCAGCGACGCCGAUGCAGCCCUAUACUACCUAGCACGUAUGAUACAGUCCGGGGAAGACCCAUUAUACAUCGCCCGGCGGUUGAUCGUUGUGGCGUCAGAGGACAUUGGUCUAGCAGACAAUAGUAUGCUAACGCUCGCCAUCUCCACUCAUUCGGCUGUCGAGAAGAUCGGGCUUCCCGAGGCACGCAUCAAUCUGGCACACGCUACGGUAGCUAUGGCAAUGUCCAAGAAGAGCACGCGGUCAUACAGAGGCCUGAACAAUGCCAACGCUGCACUUGCCGAACCGGGCAUUGCCGGGUUGCCUAUCCCAAUCCAUCUCCGAAACGCCCCCACCAGGCUGAUGAAGGAACUUGGAUACGGCAAGGAGUACAAGUACAAUCCGAACUAUAGAGAUGGGGAGGUGGCCCAGGAAUAUCUUCCAGAAAAACUGCGAAAUCGGAAAUUUCUGGAAGACCUGGAUCUGGGCUAUCAAGUCGACCCAGAUCUCCAGACACAGGACAUGGAUUUCUCGGACAGUCCGUUUUGAUACGUUCAUCUACCAGCCAUAUGGACUCAGGAUCCAUAUACCCCAGGAGCUACAGAAUCGCUGGAUGAAUAUGCGAGAUGCAUGAUGUAGGUCUUCGUUCGGAGACCUCUACAUCGUCUGUGGUUAUGUUCGACCGACAACCCACCCUUUUAGGUCGAGGAGCGCAGCAUAUUCACUCCAUCAAUAACUCACUUGGACAGAUCGACUUAUAAUUAGCGACACUACCCGAGAAGACAGCAAAUCGUCACGCUUGGCUCAAGGGAAUCCUCUAAAUAGCCACCAAUCUCGGUGGAGAAAUGCCUGGCGCAAGGGACGAGAAGGGCGGGACUCGGGCCAGUCAAUGUGUAAAUAGGCGAGACUAG